Molecule: messenger RNA, 5025 nt
Organism: Gymnogyps californianus (California condor)
Lineage: Eukaryota; Metazoa; Chordata; Aves; Accipitriformes; Cathartidae
Gene: LPIN1
Product: lipin 1
Exons: 20
Coding region: 10-2829 (939 amino acids)
Biological process (GO): fatty acid catabolic process; cellular response to insulin stimulus; positive regulation of transcription by RNA polymerase II
Cellular component (GO): mitochondrial outer membrane; nucleus
Molecular function (GO): transcription coactivator activity; phosphatidate phosphatase activity
Source: RefSeq, a predicted model, not a curated record
GUCCAAACCAUGAAUUACGUGGGACAGUUAGCAGGGCAAGUGUUUGUAACUGUGAAGGAGCUCUAUAAGGGACUAAACCCAGCCACAUUGUCGGGAUGUAUAGAUAUAAUUGUUGUACGUCAGCCAGAUGGAAAUCUUCAGUGUUCCCCUUUCCACGUACGCUUUGGGAAAAUGGGAGUUCUGCGUUCUAGGGAGAAAGUGGUUGACAUAGAAAUUAAUGGAGAGGCUGUAGAUUUGCACAUGAAACUAGGAGACAAUGGAGAGGCCUUUUUUGUGCAGGAGAUGGAUAAUGAUCAGGAGGUAAUUCCUUAUCAUCUCUCCACAUCUCCCAUUCUGUCUGAGGGAGCUGCUUUAAUGGAAGCUCAGCUGAAGAGGAACUCCAUAGACAGGAUAAGAAACCUGGACACCAGUGCAUCCUCACAAGUACCACCUCAAGCCCAUGGAUCCCAGCCUUCUCCUGAAACAUCUCCAGUCUGUAGCUCUGUGAAAAAAAGGAGGAAAAAGAGGAGGAAGUCUACCCAUAAAAUAGACAGCUUAAAAAGAGAAGACAAUGGAGACACAUCAGAAGAUGAAGACAUGUUUCCUAUAGAGAUUAGCUCAGAGGAAGAAAAAGAACCAUUGGACAAUUCAAGGAUCCCUGUUCCAGAUGUGUUUGUUGAUGACGUAUCUGACAUAAAGGCUCCUGCAGUUUCUACAUUUUCUCAGUCUGCAUCUUACCCUCAUUCAGAUGGAGAAUGGUCACCUCUUCAAAGUAAGCCUAUAGAUUGCACAGGGCAAUCCUCUCUUCUCACUGUUCCAGCAGACGGAGGCCUAUCUAACUCUUGUCCUCAACAAUCUUCUCACUUUUCUCCUCCAGACAGCCCAUCAGGUUCACGCCCUCCUACUCCUCAAAGUGACUCAGAAUUAGUCAGUAAACCUGUGGACAGAAGUGGACUGAAGAAUAAUCCCCACAUGCACUGGGCAUGGGGAGAGCUACCCCAGGCUGCAAAGGCCAGUUCUCUGCUCAAAGCAAAGGAACCCGGUGUGGUGGAUGUAAAUCCUUCUGAAAGCACUCACUUUCGGGUCAUCCAGAGUUCUCCUAUAGAGGAGUUUAACACUGUGUCUCCUCUACCUGCCCUUGGACAAGCAGAUGCAGCAACUGCUGAUGAAAGUGAGCCCUUACCAGCUGAGACAAAUAAGCCAGAGGUAGAGUCUCCGGGAGCAGCUGUACCACCAUUGCCUGCCAAUGAAGAAAUAAAACAAGCUGCAACUUGCUCAGCCCAACCGGCUGGCAAGACAGAUUCCCCUUGCAGAAAGAAAGACAAACGAAGCCGGCAUCUUGGUGCUGAUGGUGUCUAUUUAGAUGACCUCACUGACAUGGAUCCAGAAGUUGCUGCACUUUAUUUCCCCAAGAAUGGGGAUAAUGUCCAAAGCAAGAACACGAACGACACGGGGCCGCGGUCUGCCAGCCAGUCUCCGCAGUCUGUCGGGAGCUCAGGUGUUGACAGUGGAGUUGAAAGCACCUCAGAUGGAAUUCGAGAUUUGCCCUCCAUUGCCAUUUCUCUCUGCGGAGGCCUUACUGAUAACAAAGAAAUAACCAAAGAAGAAUUCUUAGAACAUGCAGUAACAUAUCAGCAGUUUGUGGACAAUCCUGCUAUCAUCGACGACCCUAACCUUGUGGUUAAGAUUGGAAAUAAGUACUACAACUGGACGACAGCUGGUCCUCUUCUGCUGGCAAUGCAGGCAUUCCAGAAACCUUUGCCAAAGGCCACUGUGGAAUCUAUAAUGAGGGACAAGAUGCCCAAAAAAGGUGGAAGGUGGUGGUUUUCAUGGCGAGGGAGGAACAGCACUAUUAAAGAGGAAACAAAGCCAGAGCAAGGUAUGAGUGAGAGUGGACUUACAGGAGAAGACUCUUCACAGAUGAGCAUGGCAAACAGAAUGAAAGAUGAAUCUUCUUCUAGCGAUGAAGACCCUAGAGCUGCCAAACAAAACCUCGGGUUGUUACAAACCAACUCAAGUCAUCUCUCAUUAUUGUCUGGAAUCAGUUACAAAAAAACGCUUCGACUCACUUCUGACCAGCUUAAAAGCUUAAAGCUCAAGAAUGGCCCUAAUGAUGUGACCUUUAGUGUUACAACACAGUAUCAAGGCACUUGCCGCUGCGAAGGCACCAUUUACCUAUGGAAUUGGGAUGAUAAAGUUGUUAUUUCUGACAUUGAUGGAACAAUCACACGGUCAGAUACUUUAGGUCAUAUUUUGCCGACCCUUGGCAAAGACUGGACACACCAAGGGAUCGCAAAGUUGUACCAUAAAGUGAGCCAAAAUGGGUAUAAAUUUUUGUAUUGCUCAGCACGUGCUAUUGGAAUGGCAGACAUGACCAGAGGAUACUUGCACUGGGUCAAUGAACGAGGAACUGUGCUGCCUCAAGGGCCAGUGUUGCUGAGUCCAAGCAGCUUAUUCUCAGCUUUUCACAGGGAGGUGAUAGAAAAGAAGCCAGAAAAAUUUAAAGUUCAAUGUUUGACAGAUAUCAAGAAUUUGUUUUAUCCUAACACAGAACCCUUUUAUGCUGCUUUUGGAAACAGACCUGCUGAUGUUUAUUCAUACAAACAGGUGGGGGUUUCUUUAAACAGGAUAUUUACAGUUAACCCCAAAGGAGAACUUAUACAAGAGCAUGCAAAGACAAACAUCUCGUCCUAUGUCAGACUAUGUGAAGUGGUAGAUCACAUUUUCCCUUUGCUGAAAAGAAGCCAUUCUUCAGACUUCCCUUGUUCCGAUACCUACAGUCAGUUCACCUACUGGAGGGAACCUCUACCGCCUUUUGAAACUCAGGAUGUACAUCCAGCCUCAUCUUAACUGCAUCUCCAAACUGUUGGCCUCAGCUCAAAGAAAGAGUUAGCUUGUAUUGAAAGGACACCACUUGGCUUUUGCUGUUGACGGUUCAGCUGGAAUCUGUGAUGUUGUGAGCAUUGUAUUCUUUUGCUGUGAGCAAAUUUAGAAAUGCUUUUUCAUACGUAGUCACAUUUCCAGAUAACAAGAAGGAGUCUUACUAGGAAUAGGAGUUGCGUUUCUAGCUCUUCACCCAGCUCCUCAGAUUGUGCCAUACAGUUUCAUUAUUUAAGGUCAAAUAAAAGCGAAGUGACGUUGGAGUUGCAGUUAAACAUGCCAUAAGGUCAUAAAGUGGUUCUGUAUCUUUUCUGCAUCACUGAAGUCAUCUUUAAUCACAUCAGAACCCCCUGCAAGUAAGGGAGCUGAAGGUGCUCACCAUUCCUGACAUGGUCUGGUGACACGGACAGGGAUUGCGAUCCAUAUGUCAAAAUUCCUUUCUCUGAUUCUUCCUCUUUCCCCUUGCUUGACCAACAACUGUUUGUUUAAGAGUUAAUUACUGGUCUAGAUCCUCAGCUGUUGUAAAUCCCUGUAGCUAUCGAAGCCACUUGAGCUGUGUUGAUUUAUUCCAGCCUGUUGUUUUGACAUGGUAACACUUUUCUGAGGAAAUAAAUGAUGUGUAAUCUAAAUAGAAAGCAAAUGAAAUAAGAUGGCCAGAUUCUGGCAGUCUUUCUCAAUUAGCUAUUUGGAUUAAGGUAAGUGUGCAAGUGGAAGAUACAGGCUACUGUGCGUAGUGCCCAUCUUACUGAAGUCAGUCAUUUUCAGUAAAGACAUCUUACCCACAGAAUGUGCUAAGUUUCAAGGUUGUUACUGAGCCAAGAACACUGAGGAUUUUGUCAAAAUGGAAUAGUUUUAUUUGAAACAUUAUUUUGGCUAAAAUGUGAACUUUGAUGCUGGUGAAUGAUGCAUCUCAGGUUUUUACUGUAUGGAUUUUUUUUUUGGUUUUUUAUCAUAAAGAAUGGAUACUUUUAGUGCAAUUUACUCUUCUCCAAGAUAAUGAGAUCUUCUCUUUCAUCUUUUUUUUUCCCGUAUUUGUCCAGACACAAGCUGUAGAUACUGUUUUCGCUACCUGCUUUUGACAGCCUUAAGACUUAACUGUGUGUGCUAAAAGCAAUACUGCAGAUCAGUUGAUAAUAUUUUCCAAAUGGUCUGCCUUUACACAAUGCGGUACUUUACUUAAAAUGUAGACAUUGAGUGACCAUAUGCCAAAUGAUUCUCAAAUGUGCUUGUAGCUAGGAAAGAAACUUUUUUUUUUCUUUUAAAAUAUAUUUAAAAGCCUAAUUGUUCUCUGAAACAGUGAAAAUGGCAUCAUGGGAUUCCAUGUAUAUUGUAUUUCAGUAUGGCUAAAACAGUGGUUCACAAGCUGUGGUCUCUGCCAGCUUGUGAUCUGUGAGGCUAUGGUACAUGUUUUGCAGCUGCUUUGUAGUGUUUUCAGUUAAGAGUUUAAUAAUAGGAAGGCAGAGUGGUCCAGGAGAAAUUUUAAGACGUGAUUGUGGUUGGUUAGCACCCAAAAGUUUGGGAACAGCUGCCCUGUAUCACAUUUGUUCUGUUUCAACAAAUUCUGGUUUUGCGUGUCAAGAGUGGUAGCAAUGUAGGCAGGGUGGUAAUUCUAUAGUAGGGGUUUUCUAACUUUUAGUGCUGCAGACUUUGUCUGGGAUGUCAGGGGGCCAAUUUAUGAUUUCUCUGUGCCUUCGAUAGUAAUGAAUAUAAGUGCAAUCCUUUAUACAGCUGCAACGUGCAGUUGUGAGCCCUCCCUAAGUCUUCCUUUUCACAUGAACGUUGCUCCUUUGGGCAAGGUGCCUGCCCAAUUUGGAGAUAGCAGGAUUAGACAAACACAGAGAGGACGAAAUGCAUGUUUAACAACCCAGACUGAUUGUGCUCUCUUGAAAGUUUAAAGAAAAUGCAAAUAGCUUUUUACUUAAACGUGGAAGAAAUGUGGUAUGGAUUUUCUGAAAGACAAUCAGUGGGGAUUGCGGUUGCCAAAGUGAGAUGGUUGCAUCUCUAAAUAUGGCCACACUUUCCUUUAAGUGUCUAUUAAUAUUUGUCAUUAAUGAUUGAGUAAAUGGAUGAAUAUACUAACUGCAUCCUAUUUUAAUUCAGUUUUGGUAAAGGCCUAUUUCAAUCCAUUUAUUAUGCAAAAUAAAACCAAACCAACCUUUCUCUUCA